GGGGCUGGCGGGGAGGCCACGUGUUUCCGGUAACGGGGCGGACGAGAGGCCAGAGAAGGGCUGAGGGUUCGCGGGAGUGUUUCAGACACAGAGACGGCGGCGGAGAAGAGAAAGUGAGAAGAUGAUGUGCUUGACGAAGAUGGUGCUGUACCUGACGGUGUGCGGGGCCUAUGCCUUGAGCAAGCCCACCGAAAAGAAAGAGCGCGUCCUCCACGACAAGGAGCUGAGCGACAAGGUGCACGAUGACUCGCAGAACUUCGACUACGACCACGACGCCUUCCUGGGAGCCGAGGAGGCCAAGAGCUUUGAUCAGCUCACACCUGAGGAGAGCAAGGAGAGACUUGGAAAGAUUGUAGGUAAAAUCGACGGUGACAAAGACGGCUUUGUGACUGAGGAAGAACUUAGGGCGUGGAUUAAGUUCUCCCAGAAGCGCUGGGUCUACGAGGACGUUGACCGUCAGUGGAAGGGCCACGACCUGAACAACGACGGCGUGAUGUCCUGGGACGAGUACAAAAACGCGACCUACGGGUUCUUGUUGGAGGACCCGGACCCCGAGGAUGGCUACAACUACAAGCAGAUGAUGGCGCGGGACGAGAGACGGUUCAACAUGGCCGACGAAAACCAGGACAAACUGGCCACAAAGGAGGAGUUCACCGCCUUCCUGCACCCUGAGGAGUACGAUCACAUGAAGAACAUCGUGGUGCUGGAGACAAUGGAGGACAUUGACAAGAACAGCGAUGGUUUCAUUGACUUGGACGAGUACAUUGGUGACAUGUACACGGCUGACAGUGAAGGCCACGAGCCGGAUUGGGUGAAGUCUGAGCGGGAGCAGUUUACAGAGUUCCGGGACAAGAACAAGGACGGCAAGAUGGACAAGGAGGAGACCAAGGACUGGAUCCUGCCUGCUGACUACGAUCACGCUGAGGCCGAAGCCCGGCACCUGGUGUACGAGUCUGAUGAGAACAAGGAUGGCAAGCUGUCUAAGGAAGAGAUCAUCAGCAAGUACGACCUGUUCGUGGGCAGCCAGGCCACCGACUUCGGCGAGGCCUUAGUGAGACACGAUGAGUUUUAGGUUAGCAGAUCGGGCAGGUCAGAAACAGAAGAGAAACCAAUUCACAAAAAGAAAGGCUAAUUUAUUUUUUACAACUUUCUCUUCAACAUGAGGUGUUUUGUGUCCUGGGACUGUUAUCCCAGACUCCAUGCAAGCAACGGAUACAUCUGGGGGGUGGGAGUGGGGGAGAGGGUGGGGGCAGAAUGCGGUGUCACUUACCCCCUUUUAGAUUAGUUGCCACAUAGCUGUAAAACAAGUGUGUUUGAUUUUUGUAUUUGUCUAGGUCUUGUUUCUUUCUUGUAAGCCACCGAAACACACAAUCGACAAGAUAAAGUGUUUCUAAUUCAAUGCAUAGAUAAUCCCUGAAUGAACCUCCCCGAGCGGUGGGUGGGUGUAAGUGUAAGUGUGUGUGCGUGUGUGUCCGGACUGGCUGAUAGGCUCUGUGCAGCUAAAUGAUGGUUUGAUCCUGAAAGUGUCUUGUUUAGGCUUUACUAACUAACCCUGGUUUGUGUGUAACUAGAACAAUAAGGGGAGGGGUGGAGUCGCAAUAGGAGGUGUGUACUGUGUACAGGGUCAGGCACCUUCCCUGUGGGGCUGACCCACUGAGCAGCAGGCAGUAUUAAAUCCCCGCUCCCCACCCAACAGCCUGUUACAUGGUGCAGUCUCAACUCACUGAGGCACUGCCAAUCUUAGUCUGUGAGACCGUUUUGCCUUUAAGCUUUAUGGUGGUGCAGAAUUGUGGCCUCAACCUCUUCCUGCAGGACUUAUUGUCUCAAAUGAAGACUUUGUUUAAGAAUUUAUCGCCUACAAUCCUGCGACACCUUAAACACUGACACAGGCAUACGGGAAUUUCCACGUGUGGGUGGGCUGCAUGGAGUUUGGACGCUCUGAAGCUGGAUGUGCGUAUGUCAGACACCUAACUGACCAGAAAUAAAACAGCUUAUGCAGUAAGAAACUACACACCAUCUCUCUCACAGAGACUAACCUAAUGUGGCUCGCAGUCAAGUUGGGGUGGUGGUGGGCGGGGGGGAGAGGUGGAGUGAACUUGUGAAUUUGUGCAAGUUUCUCUGUAUGACAGACCGCAGUACUCGCUCCCCGUCAUCACCAACCCCACAUUCCCCCCGUCUGCCCCCCCUCACCCGCCCGUGUGAGAAAAAUAUAUUUGUGGAGCGAUUAUUUUAAUAUAAAUUCACAAUAAAAGUAACUUCACAUUUACACUGUAUCCAGUUACUACUUAAAAAGAAUCAGUAUUAUAUUUGUAUGUGUAAUCUAGGUGUAAGGGAUAGUAUGAACACACACUGUGUGGUGUGGAACCUGUCACUGACUGAAGUGCUUUUGGGGAGGAAAUGUGGGGGGGGUGGGGGUGAAGGAAUCAUUCACACACACGGGGAAGGGGUUGGCAAUGCCUGGAGCUCUGUGGAGGAGCCCAGAGUUGGAGGUUUGAGCUGUCAUUUUAAUUAAUAUGGCGAUUGAGAGCGUUCGUUGCCAUUUUAAUUUGUCAUUUUUAAUGUCAGAGUUCUAGGUGCUGAGUAAAUGGUUCCACUGCUUGUCAUCUGGGUGCCAGGGAGAGUGUGUGUUUGUGUGGUCUGUUAUUCACACCACACAUCGAUGUGCUGCUGUGUGGUUAGUGAGUCCCACUUCACCACCGCUUCCUGCUGCAGCUAUUGAUCUGUUGCUGGCCACAGGCUCUCAAACUUAGCUCGGUCUCACACGUGCAUUUUGCCGAUCACUCUCCCGGGCGGUUUAAAAAAAAUAUAUAAUUAAAGAAACGUUUGAACCAGGUUUGCGACUGUGUUUCUCAAAAGUAAAUUGUAUUACUACAUUUUAUUUUAAACCAGGGUGAACUAAUGGUUGGAGCUUUGUGUCUGUUUGUGAACAAUUCCCCCGUCACUGAGUGUUAGAUACAGAGACACUUCAAACUUGUCACGCCGAGUGAGGCAAUUUAUCCAGUGGCACACCUGCGUGCUCACACUCUCACACUCUCACACACACACACAGUGUAAUCUGUGUGGAAGAGGUUUUCCAAAGCCUCUGGAAGCCAUUCCUGGUUUCUCCCAUCCCUGCAAAAGUAUAAUAACCCAUUCCUGAAACCCCAGCCCAGUUGGGAGUGAGUUACAGCCUGGGGUCUAAUCCACUUAUAAAGGUGAUAUAGAAUGGAGAGCUGGGGGCGGGGGUGUCAGUUCAGACAGUGGAAGCUCUGAUAACAGCUUGAUGUUCAUAUUGAAUGAAGAGCGGUUGAGAUGAGGGUUAGAGGAAGCGAACGGGAGGUGUUAAUUGCACAGCGAGUGUCCAGGAAACUCACCAUAAAAUGCUAACGAACAAAAACUCCCUGUUAUCUUCUCCCCCCAUCCCCCCCGGCUAGUGUGGAGGACGUGAUUUGUGUGUGUGAAGGAUUGGUGUGAAACCCGCAGUAUAGAAAUCACCCUGAGGGGCAACACCAACAGACUCUUGUGUUGCUGUGUGUUUGAGGAAUGGUCACUUCCCCUUCACACCUGUGAGGGCUGAUGGGGGAGGGUGUCUGUGCUGGUGCUGGAGCGAGGCCGUGAUCGUGCUCGUUUCGCACGAGGGGAGCUCACUGCCGUAUGUACGUUGAAGGCUGGUGAGGGAGGAGCAGGCCCACUGCUAACCCUCCCAGUCGAGGGUUUGUGGUUGAGACAGUUGGUGAUUCAGGCCAAAGAGUGUGGCAAUGUCCGGAGGGGGAAUGGGGCGUCUGAGCUGGUCCCUGUGUGGGUGGAGGGGGAAUUGAGGGAGGGUCUCAGCUGGUCCCUGUGUGUGAAUGUCAGCAACAGGGACAUGGAACACACUAAAAGGACUGAAUGACCCCUUUUCUGGUCUGGGAUCUGUAACGUCCACCAGAACAGGCAAACAGGAGCUUGGUUCAAUGUUUAUCUGAAGGACUGCACCUCCGACAGUGCAGCCCCCCACCCACCCACAGUACUGCUCAGUCACACACACACACACACACAAUGCACAGGAGGACCUGAGCUAGUUUGAGUGUCUAUGUUUAGGAAGAGAGGGGGGGGGGCGCAUAUCACGGUGUGAGUUCACGAUCCCAUGUUUUACUACAUGAUGUGAGUGUUGGGAGGGAGCGAGCUCACUUUGUGAUGGUCACGGGACUGUUCGGCUCAUUCGAGACCAUCCUGUGGGGGCAGGUGUCAGUCAGCGUCGGUGUGUGUGUGUGUGUGUGUAGUGGCCUUGCUAACCAGUUCCAGCAUUGUUUCCUUGUGUGCGAGACCCUCUGAGUCCAGCCUCACGUGAACAUGAGGCGUCAGUCAGUAAAUCACACAACUUUCCAAUCUCUGAACACUACAGAUCGAUAACCAGUCUUAACUAUGUGACGUGUUAUCAUGUGACCACUUCAACUUUGAUUCCAAAUACUCUUAAUAAAUUUUUUUAAAAAAGAA
Molecule: messenger RNA, 4455 nt
Organism: Callorhinchus milii (elephant shark)
Lineage: Eukaryota; Metazoa; Chordata; Chondrichthyes; Chimaeriformes; Callorhinchidae
Product: calumenin
Exons: 7
Coding region: 122-1072 (316 amino acids)
Cellular component (GO): endoplasmic reticulum
Molecular function (GO): calcium ion binding
Source: RefSeq, a predicted model, not a curated record